AUGCGAAACCUCAUAUUCUCGACAAAUAAUCCUUUCAACGCAUCAUCAUGGAGCAUUCCUACUGAAUUCAAUUUCACCGGCUACGACCCUUCUCUCUUCUUCGACGAUGACAAUGACACCGUCUAUUUCACUGGGGCUGCUGUUUCAUCUACGGGCACCGCGAUUGCGCUGGCUACCAUUGACAUCGAAACAGGGGUUCUUGGGGAUCUCUCGUACCCAUGGAAUGGCACCGGCCUGGGAACCGCCGAAGGUCCACACCUUUACAAGAAAGACGACUGGUACUAUAUCCUUGUUGCUGAAGGAGGUACUAAAGAAUCUCAUCGCGGCUCUGUCUCCCGUUCCCGCGCUAUCCAUGGUCCCUACGAGGGCAACCCAGCAAAUCCAAUUGUUGCCGCCGAGCACUUGAACUCAUCAUACAUACAAACAGUUGGCCAUGCUGAUAUCUUCCAAGAUAAAGCAACCGGUCACUGGUGGGGUGUCGCAUUAGCGAUGCGUUCAGGAGCCAAGUUCGAGACGUACCCCAUGGGCCGAGAGACGUUCUUAUUCCCGGUUUCCUGGCCAGCUGGUGAUGGGCUGUGGCCUCGUCUGCUCGAACCCGUUAGAGGACAGAUGAUGGCAUCACUUCCUGGCACAUAUAUCAACUCUAGUGGUAUACCUAGGAUUGACCAUAGCGUUGAUGUGGUCGACUUUGCGCCUGGAUCGGUCCUGCCCUCACAUUGGGUGCAUAUCCGACACCCAAGGGAGUCAGCGUACUCGAUUUCUCCCCAAGGACAUGCAAAUACAUUACAACUUGAGCUAUCAUCAAGAAGCUUAUCGUCGGUGAUUAUGCUGAAUAGCACUUUGACAAAGGACAUCACAUUUGUCGGUCGCAGGCAGACAGAAACACUCUUCUCAUUCAGCGUCGAUCUAGACUUUAAGCCUCAAUUCCCUGGAGAAGAGGCUGGGAUUUCUGUGUACCUGGACGAGAAAAGACACAUUGACUUUGGUGUGACGUACAACAACGAGACAAACGGCAGCAAACUACUUCAAAUUCAAUCAUACAGUAGCAACGAGAAUGUCACCGUGCCGCAACCGGUUACUUCAGCCCUGCCACCAGAAUACCAAGACCGCACGCCAAUCCGCUUGGAGAUUGUGGCAUCGGACACGACGCAUUACACAUUCAUGGCUGGGUUUCCGACUCUAUGCAACCAGAAAGCUGUGGACAUGACAAUAAUUGGGCAUGCCGGGACAAUUUUAGUGAGCGGUGGAUACACGGGAGUUGUCAUUGGAGUAUAUGGAACUACAAAUGGUCAAGCUAUUGAACGAAAACCAGCAGCAUACGUCAGUAGAUGGAGAUACUCUGGUAGUGGGCAGUACAUAGACUAUGAUCUCGUGGUAUAG
Colletotrichum paranaense is the source of this 1380-nucleotide messenger RNA. Its product is annotated as beta-xylosidase. Gene Ontology annotation, molecular function: hydrolase activity, hydrolyzing O-glycosyl compounds. NCBI's taxonomy places the organism in Eukaryota, Fungi, Ascomycota, Sordariomycetes, Glomerellales, Glomerellaceae. Gene Ontology annotation, biological process: carbohydrate metabolic process. The coding region runs from base 1 to 1380 and encodes 459 amino acids. The transcript has a single exon. The record is from RefSeq and is a predicted model, not a curated record.